Triticum aestivum (bread wheat) is the source of this 1475-nucleotide messenger RNA. Its product is annotated as vegetative cell wall protein gp1. The transcript has 4 exons. NCBI's taxonomy places the organism in Eukaryota, Viridiplantae, Streptophyta, Magnoliopsida, Poales, Poaceae. The coding region runs from base 1 to 1230 and encodes 409 amino acids. The record is from RefSeq and is a predicted model, not a curated record.
AUGAUGGGAUACUUGGAGAGGGACAACCAUACACCCCCCUCCGACGACGAGGUAAGCCUCAGUGGUGAUGAAUUUGGCAUACCAGAAGAUCCAGUGGAACAAGUUCGCUUCAAGCAAUGGCUCAUGGCCACGACAAGGAGCUUGCAAAGGAAGCAAGAGCAGCUUAAAGCUAACCAAGACUUGCUAACGGAUAGGUGGGCCAAGGUACUGGCCACCGAAAAGUCAAGUCGCCUCCCACCUCUCCUUGAUGCCCACGCCCCAGCGCAACCACCCCCAAUCCCCACCCCCACGACUACAGCGCUCUACCGCGGCGCAUGCGCUGGAUCCCGAGCGGCCGCCCCCCUCCUGGCGCCCAACCCCCUCCUCCACCUUCUUCCAGCUCCGCCGGAGUCCCGCCCCACCCCCGCCUCCUUCUUCCUGCUGCGACCCCGCGCCGCCACUUCACAUGCUGCGUCGUGCGAGGCAAGCAAGGCGUCCCCCGUGCCCACCUCCCUCUCGCCGGAGAACACCUUCCCGCCGCCCACCUUCCUCUUCCUCCCCCACCAACCACCCAUGCCUCUCGGCCACCCUCCACCUCCUGUCCUUCCCCUACCCAGCGAUGAAUCUAUCGGGCCGUGGCAGAUCCGGCGGGAUGCUCCUCCACCUCCUUCCUCCCACCCCCGUCCGACCACCUACCACGGCUGCGACCGCCUGAGCCGGCAGGAUCCUCCUCCCGUGCCUGACCGGCGACGCGCGCGAGGUGAGUCGCCCCUCACCCCUCACCCCGGUGCCCCACCCCCUCCCGGCUCUGGCGUGCCCCGGUGGUCUGCCUCGUGCUCCUUUCCGGAUCCGUCUUCCGUCUCGCCCGUGGGCACCGGGGCCGCCGCGUCGACCAUGGGGAGAAAAAACGACUGCGCCCCAAUCCCUUUCUCAUCGAGCUGCAUCUCCCCCUGGAGGCCAUGGCUGUCGCGACACCAUGUCCUCGUCCAGAUCGGGGCCAUGGCUGCCUCCCCCAAGCUCCUCCUUCCCUCGCCGGCGAUGAGAGUUCUGUGCAGCUCAUCGCCAGCGGCAGCGUGCGGUUUUGAUUCGAGGAGCGUGCAGCUCAGUUCCGCAUCAGGGAUCCACGCCCAUGUGCCUCCAGCCGUGCAUCUCGUCGGCAGGAUUUUUUGCUUGAGAGGAGAACUACGGGCAGUGAUUCUUGCAACUCUGUUCGCAUUUUUUUGCUCGGGAAUGAACAAGAUGCGCAGCUGACUGUACAUAAUUGUGCAGCUCGCUGGACCCUAUUGGGAGUUCUAAAAAAAGUGCAGCCCCUUAGUGGUUCACCUUGUAGAAAAAGAGAAAAAAAAAUCCCCACGGGAGGUUCACUUCUUUAUUGAAUGCAAUUUGUUUUGUUUUUGAGAUGAUUGGAAAAAGUAGAUCACUCCAAUUUGUGUAGCAGCUCGUUACCCCUAUGUAUCAAGUGCAAUUUGUUUCGUGUGUUCAGUCGAUUACAUCAA